GCAGUUUUGACAAUUGUCUUUAAAGGUUUCCUUUAUUCCGCCUCUAUUAUCUUUGAUUUUCGCAUUUUACUAUUUGCUGGAGGUCCUUCCAAAUAUACAUAUAAUUGUAUCGUUUCCACUUUUCGAGAUCUAAAAGUUUAUAAGAAUUGGUAUUUGUGUCGAGAAGAAACGAUGGAGCAAGAGAAUAAAAAUCAGUUGGACGAUGUGCAGCGGCAGAUAUUUGAUAGAAUCUCCAAAAACGAUGUUGAUGGUUUCCAGCAGCUGAUAACCCAACUGAAGGGAUGUGUGGAUUUUGUGGAUGGUGAUGGAAUGACUCCUCUUCAGCAUGCUUGUUGCAAAGGUAAUAAAGAGGCUGUACAGACACUAUUAGAUAUGGGAGCUGAUAUAAAUUUUAAUAAACACGGCGCUGACUACACGCCACUACAUUUCGCGGCUCUAUCAGGCAGCAUGGAAGUAUGCCGCCUUAUUCUAGAUGCUGGCAUAAACCCAAGCAGUUUGAACAGCGUCUCACGAACGGCAUCACAGAUGGCAGCUUUUGUUGGCAAUCAUUCUUGCGUGGAGACUAUCAACAAUUAUGUUCCACGCAAAACUCUAGAGUACUACACACGACCACAAGGCCAACAUAAAGAACCGCUAAUACCCCCUGGGCUGUUGGAUGCAUUUCAUCAUUUUGUUAUAGAAAUUAAUUUACAUCCAGUACGUAUUGCACUUAAUUUACAGUCAUUAGGUCUGCUCAAAAGCUUGCCGGGAUUAAAGAAAGCAUUAGAAUACAUGUGCGAAAAGGAGAUGAAGAAGUCCAAUGACGUGAAUGAACUGAUGGCUUUUAAGUUUCACUAUCUGCGUUGGAUUGUGUCAGAAUUAAUGCGCUGUGACGAACAGUGUAAAGCACAACGUAAGGAAAAAUCUUCUGAAGGUGAUGCUGGAAAACACGACUUUGUGGAAUUAUUUAUAAAACGAGUUCUAAAAGAAAAUAAAAUUGGACAAUUGGACUACUUAGAGUUUACUCUACGCGAAUGUGUGAGAGAAUUUCCUUUCAGGGAAUGUACUGUGUUUCGGCAAGUUGUUUCUCAACUGGCAGCCAAGGAUCCUCAACCGGCAUUACUGGUAUUUCGCAAUGCUAUUAACGGUCAUCGCGGCUUUGGGGAUGAGACAUCAUAUUGCAGCUCAUGUGGAAAUGAAAAACCCGACAAGAAAUGCUCAAAGUGCAAACAAGUAAAAUAUUGCGAUCGAGAGUGUCAGCGUUUACACUGGUUCAUGCACAAAAAGACCUGCGCCAGACCUACCUCUAAUGCGUCUGCUUCAACUAGCACUUCAGCCGCGAAGGAAGCAAUCGAUACAAUUGAAUUACAAGAGGAAUUGUCAAAAAUUACCAGCAGCUAAGGAGAUCUGUCCACAGGCGACAAAUGAAGAUUUUUGGUACCUUCACCCGUUCGUAUUCAGCCCAUCAAAAUAGAGCAUCUAGCUGUAUAGAUUUGACAUACCAGACUAUCUCUAAAUUAAAUAAGUGUCCAGUUUAUAGAGUCAAAUAAAAAAAAUUAAAUAGAAAACAAGUAGAGUUUUGCAUUGUCAAAAAUUAAUAGAAAUGUAUGAAAGUUGGACAAAUUGGAGCUUGAUCGCUCUUAAUAUGCUUCAAAGUUCUAUUUGACAGCAAAUCGCCGAACAUUAGCAUUUCAAUUUCUCGCGUUGUUAUGAAUGUUUUCACUUGUAUUUGCCAUUUCCAACAGUAAUCGUAAAUUUUAAGUAAACUAAUUCAUUAAUCCCUCCGCGAUAUUGUUGCCAUAUGGCAACAGUAAACUUUAAAAGGCCGUCAACACUCUCUUGUAAAAAAUAUUAACUUUUUUGUUACAUAUUUUCAAAAAUUGAAGAUUAAUGGUUAAACAGAAAUAAAAUAAAUAAUAAGCGCCCAUUAUAUAUCGGUAAUACAAUAUUUUUAAAGAAAGCCUUCUGGCAUAUAUCACUCUGAAAUUUGUAUUUUGCAUUUUUAGAUUUUUGAGGCAUUUUGGGCAAAUGUUUUCAACAAUUUUUGAAUAAAGUAUAUAGAAAAAUGUUCAAUCUGUCAUUUGGCAUAUAAAUAUUUUUUCGCUCGCAGCUUUAAAAGCUGUGCUAAUUUUUAAAACUAAGCUUGUUGCCAUAUGGCAACAAAUUUCUCGUAAGGUGUUAACUUGCAUUAGAUUGCAGAAGAAGUUUAUUUGCGAUUGAAACCAAUACAAAACAUUUGUUGCCAUAUGGCAACAUUA
Molecule: messenger RNA, 2237 nt
Organism: Anastrepha ludens (Mexican fruit fly)
Lineage: Eukaryota; Metazoa; Arthropoda; Insecta; Diptera; Tephritidae
Product: ankyrin repeat and MYND domain-containing protein 2
Exons: 3
Coding region: 172-1380 (402 amino acids)
Molecular function (GO): protein binding
Source: RefSeq, a predicted model, not a curated record